This is a messenger RNA of Danaus chrysippus (African queen), 1881 nucleotides long. NCBI's taxonomy places the organism in Eukaryota, Metazoa, Arthropoda, Insecta, Lepidoptera, Nymphalidae. The record is from the annotation of a GenBank genome assembly.
AUGACACUGUAUACAUCGUUUGUUAGUGUUUUAGUUGUAUGCGUGUCUUAUCUCGUGUAUCAGAAAUACGCCAACGUAAAUAUCAGCUUUGUACAGAAACCCGAAAAGCGAUAUGAUUACAUCAUUGAAAUUUUCCUUCAUUCAUCUAGUAAUUUUAGCCAAGUUUUUAUUUAUUUAGUCGGCGCCGGCACCGCUGGCUGCGUUCUGGCUUCCCGACUGUCUGAAGAUCCAAAAGUUAAAGUGUUACUUAUUGAAGCUGGUGAUCACAUGGGUUAUUUCACUAAAAUACCACUGACCUCAACCGCCGCACAGCUAGGACCUAAUGAUUGGUCUGUACGAACAACACCACAGAAAUAUUCAUCUUUUGGGCUCAUUGAUCGGACUCAAAUAAUCCCUCGUGGCAAAGGUCCAGGUGGAUCUGGACAGAUAAAUUUCUUGCUUCACGGAUUUGGUUUGCCCGAGGACUACAACCGAUGGUCCCGCUUGGGCUUUAAAGGAUGGACGUUGGAGAACUUAAAACCAUAUUUCAUUAAAGCUUUCGGGACCUACAGAAGUGAAUUCGACUCAGAUAUGUGUCCACCCAUAGGACAAUGUUCGGAGGCUCCGAUGAAGCUGAAAAUGGUUGAUGAUAGUAACGAACUGAUGAACAUCUUCAAGCAAGCUUCAUUGAGUCUCUCUGACAGAACAACCCUGUUUAGAAGAGCCACGGCAUCCAUUAAAGACGGAACAAGGUAUCAGACAUACAGCGCGUAUUUGAAACCAGCUCUCAAAAGACCUAAUCUACAUGUCCUACUUAAAACACAGGCAAUAUCAAUACGUUUUGAGGAUCAGAAAGUUUCAUCUCUUUACAUUUUGGAAGACCAUCGAAAUCUGGACAAUAUAUUUGUAAACAAAGAAAUAAUACUCAGCGCUGGUGCCAUUAAAACGCCACAAAUCUUAAUGUUGUCUGGUAUUGGACCAAGGAAUUUAAUAAGGAGGCUGAGGCUAGACUUGAUAUCAGAUAAUGAGUUCGUGGGUCGCAACCUUCACGAUCAUUUUAAUGUGCCAAUCUAUGUCAGCAUUAAGAAACCUAUCAGUAUCACUUUGGCCAAAGUAUUUAGUGCCAGUACCUUAUGGAAUUAUUAUUGGAACGGGGGCGGUUACUUAGCUUUUCCUCCUGUAGCUGGUGUUGAAUAUCGUAACUCUUCAGCUCUGAUGCUGUUCUCAAUGGGAUCGUCCAGUGAGAGAUUGUUACGAGACUUGUCCAACUACAAGCCUCAGGUUUUCCGUGAAACAUUUCCGUUCCACAACGACACCAGUAAGGAAGGCUUCAUGUGGUUGGCGUCAUGUGUGUCACCCCGGAGUCGUGGUCAGGUCACAGUCACUGACCCAAGCACCAGUGUCCCGCCGGCAGUUGACCCCAACUACCUACAUCGAGAAUAUGAUGUACGGUGCAUUAUUAGAGCGAUAAGACGAGCGGAACGAUUAGUAUCGACUAAAGCAUUCCAAAGUAUCGAAGCGAAAAUCCACUGGCCGAGAUCAGAGCGGUGCUUGUCUUUGUGGACCUACACGAAGUUGGAGCAACUUGGACUGAGACGAAGAAAGAAGAUGAAAGUACCAGGAGAGAAGCCACGUAAGGAGAUACCAAAGCAGAAGCCUCGGAGUCCCCCUGACGCGUACCUGGAGUGUAUCAUACGGGAGGUAGGAGUGACGGGACACCACGCGGGGGGGACCUGCGCGGGGGGCAGGGUUGUCGACGAUCUGCUCCGUGUCAAAGACGUGGAAGGUCUCCGUAUAAUGGACGCGAGUGUGUUUCCCUCGCCAACAUCGUUGUAUCCAAACUCAGUUAUCGUCGCGAUGGCGGAAAAAGCUGCAGAUUUAAUAAGAAAUACUGUAACAUAG